Molecule: messenger RNA, 5807 nt
Organism: Sceloporus undulatus (fence lizard)
Lineage: Eukaryota; Metazoa; Chordata; Lepidosauria; Squamata; Phrynosomatidae
Gene: CPLX2
Product: complexin 2
Exons: 5
Coding region: 440-844 (134 amino acids)
Biological process (GO): synaptic vesicle exocytosis; neurotransmitter transport; regulation of neurotransmitter secretion
Cellular component (GO): terminal bouton; SNARE complex
Molecular function (GO): syntaxin binding
Source: RefSeq, a predicted model, not a curated record
GUCCUGCAGGCAGCCACGGGAGGAGGAUGCCUGGCCAAGCGCACUGCUCCGCCUGAGCGCCGCCGAGGCAGAGAGGAGGAGGCGAGGAAGGCAGGGCUGCGAGGAGCGGGAGGCAGAGGAAGAAGGGGCGAGCAUGACCCCGCCGCUCCCCGAGGGCUCUCCUUCCCCGCCAGGCCUGAGGGGGGGCUGGUUUUAGUCCACCCCGGAGGGGAAGGAGGAGGGAAGAGCCGCCACGGCACCGACAGCGCAGCCCUGCUCCCCUCCUCCUCCUCCAGCCAGCGCCCAGUUGUCCCACCUCAUUCCCAAUCUUUACUGCCAACCUUCUGGUAUCAGGAUCAGGGUGGAGGAGAUCAAGGCAGCACCUGACCUAAAGUCUUCUACCAGCAACUCUGGAUGAGAAUUCUACCAUUGCCUAUUGCUCACUAACUCCUCUGGCAAUAUGGAUUUUGUGAUGAAGCAAGCCCUAGGGGGGGCCACCAAGGACAUGGGGAAAAUGUUGGGAGGUGAAGAAGAGAAGGACCCCGAUGCUCAGAAGAAGGAAGAAGAACGACAAGAAGCUCUGCGCCAGCAGGAGGAAGAGCGCAAAGCAAAGCAUGCCCGCAUGGAAGCAGAACGGGAAAAGGUCCGACAGCAGAUCCGUGAUAAGUAUGGCCUGAAGAAGAAAGAGGAGAAAGAGGCAGAGGAGAAGGCAGCCCUGGAGCAGCCAUGUGAAGGGAGCCUGACGCGCCCCAAGAAAGCCAUCCCUGCAGGCUGUGGGGAUGAUGAAGACGAGGAUGAGGAGAGCAUCCUUGAUACGGUGCUCAAGUACCUGCCCGGUCCACUACAGGACAUGUUCAAGAAGUAACAGCUGUGCCCACAGCCCCACUUACCCACCCUAUGCCCUGGCAACUGCCAACUCAGCACUUGGGCUGGGGUUUGGUGUGGGGAAGGGGGAAUUUUUCAUUUCCUUUUUUUCAAAACUUCAUUUGGUCUUUUUUUUAAUCUUUGGGUUCUGUUCUAAGGGGAGACCCACUGACCUGCACACAUGCAUUCACAAAAAACACACAUCCUUGUGCCCACAGGGCCCCUGCCAAACCACCCAACUGACCCACCUUCCCUCUGUUCCCAGGGGAAUGAAGCACACCAGGCACAAAACAUCCCCCCCCCCCCACUGCUACCCAUCAGACCAAAAAGAAACCCACUCUCACCUCCUGUGCUCCCUGGAGCCACAAGCUGGGCACUGCCGGGAGCCUGCCUCCCCACCCUACACACACACACACACACACACACACACACACACGCCUUCCUCCAUGUUCCUUCCCCAUGUGGAGCUGGGUUUCUGUUGUGCCAAAGUGCCAGCUGGAUACAUGUUUUUUUUUCUUUAAAAAUUAAAAAAAACAGGUAAUGGGGUGGGAAACUGGACCAACUUCACUAAUGCAACCUCAUGGGGUUCAGGAAAAUAGGCAAUGGAAGGCAAGAAUCUUCAAGCCUCUGUAUAACUGCCAUGCUUUGUUGCAUGUUCCUAAGCCCCAUGUUGACUGCCAGAUUGGGACUGUGUGCCCAUUUCCCUCCAUGCCACUGUUCCUGCCUAAAGCCUGGAGUCAAAGCUGGGCCCCCCACACAUUCCGUAUCUGACGAAGGGAGUGACCAAUGGGUGUACCAUCACCCCCAAUCCUAACUGCCAAGGGCUGUUGGCAUAUAGAGAUGUCUUGUCACAUGCUGGAGAGGAGGAGCUCAUUUCUGGAAGAAACCAAAUUACCACCACAAAUAUCAUUGCAGAGACACAUGCACACUGAGAAUUCAGAGGAGGAGAAACAGAAAUUCUGUCCCCUUUUACCACAUCUUAAUUCUCUCACACACAGAUAUGCAUACACAGCAGGGCUGAUCAAAGGCCCAUUGGCCAAGUUCACAGUUCAACUUUUCUUCUGGACUGAACAGGAGAGGAAAUCCCUGUGUUUCAAGACCUCUUGGCCCCUUCAUGAAAGUAGGGGGAAAGGGUUUGGGUUUUUUAUUCCUUCAUUGUAGCUGUCUUAGCCAUCUCAGUUUACUUUUCAUUUAUGGUGGUAUUUUAUCCCAAAAUGACCUGCAGCUGGUGAUGCUACAAAUGACAUGGUGAGAGGGCUCCAGUCACAUUUCCUCUGAUUCUAUCCUCUCAGCUGCUUCUUUGGGGAGGUGAUGUAUUAAGAGCCUUCUUCAGGGAGCAGGGAAUGGAGUCAUAUAUUUCCAAGGUGGUUUAUGAGACUCUUGUCUCCACACUAGCUGUGUUUUAGAUUGAUGGCAUGCCAGAGGAUCAUUUUUGGAGAAAGCUGAGUUGAGUGAUGAUCUUAGAGCAGAACAGAUUCCUAAUCUUGUGGGAGCAGCCAGUGCUUCUUGAGUUGGGAAACUUCAAUAUAGGAGCGCUGUGUCAAACCCAGUGAGCUUAUCUCUGGAGUUUAUUGCCUCUAAGAUCCUAUAAUACUCACCUCAGAGUAGCACAGGUGCAGACAACAUUUUGUCUGAGCUGCUUGCUCCCAUAACAUCAGUAUCUUGUUUUCUCCUAAGUAUCAGUUUUCUCCUAACAUGAUGAAAUGCCAAGGACCCCACCUCCACAGCAUGCACGCGCACACACGCGCAUGCACAUGCACGCACGCAAACACACACGGAGAGAUGGCCGUUUGCUGACCUAUGAGAAAAUCUUCCUCUCUCCCACCUUCUGUAACCCAAUCCAGCCCCAUGGGUAUGGUGACCUCCAGACUCCUUGAGCACACAACCAGCACCUUGUACCCUAACCUGUUUGCUGUGCUGUUGUUGUAUUCACCUUCUGCCUGCUUCUCCCCAGUCCUUUCUCCAGGGCCACAAAACAGUGACUAGGGGAAGUCGCAUUCCUGGUUGGCCUGCUCUCUGCCCGAUACCAACAGUUCUUGGCCACCACUGAAAGCAAAGUCAAGGGCCCAGUCUUCCAUGGAGAAGUUCUGUGGUUCUCAUUCAUAUGUGUAUCUAUUUAAGGAAGGAAAGUCCUGAUUGCCUCUCCCUUCUCCACCCCACUCUGAGUGCCCUGCUGCACAAGGGCUUUUGCUUUUGUGUUGGGGUUGAGUUUGAAUUUGGGAGAGGUCUCCCUGCAUCCCAUGUCCACCCAGCCUUCCAGCCUUCCUUCCUUUCCUCCCUAAUAGUUAAAGCCAUAUCAGUUAGACUGCAAUACUAUCAACACUAAAAAAAAAAACCUUGGCAGGCUGUGCUUUCUCAUCUUGUACAGAAGAGCACCCCAAGGGGUGGGGACCUUUCCCCACACACCUUUGCCUGCUUGUCCAUGUCUUUGGCCACACACCAUGUGGCCUCUCUGUGUUUUUGCGUCGGUGUCUCUUGUAACAGGGUAAAACACCCCAGCGCCUGUCAUCUGUCUUAUUGUCUCUGCUAGUCACUCACUAGAUGGUCACCGUAUGGCUCCAUGGAGCCCAGGAUAUGCAGGAGGAGGGCAGGGGGCCACAGGCAGAGGAGAGCAGGCUGGAGGUGGUGAGGGGCCAGCCCAUUAGUCCAUUUUUUGUCCACACAGCAUUUGCUAUGGCUGCUCAUUAUGUGUGCAUGAUCAUUUCACAUAGGGUGUAGCAUGUGUGGCUGUGACUGCUGGACAGCAGUAAAUGCCAUGCUGGCAGGGAAACUCAGCCCCAAGGCAGUAUGCCUUUGCCUAGGCUGGCACACGUUCAUUGUCUCGACCCUCCUGGAUGAAUGUUGAAAAUCGCAAUAAGUCCACUUCUCACAUGGGGCAAAGGGCUGAUGCUGAAACCAGCGUCCCACCAUGGGGUGGUGCUGCUGCUCUCAGUUUAAUAUUUUUACCACUGCACCCCCACAGGUUGGGACCUCCCAUCCCACAAAGUGGGCUGUUGGGGGUGUCAUUAUAUCCUGGAUGCUCGCCAGCCAUAAGCUUUUUAUUAAUUGGCCCAUCCUGGAUGCAAGCUAAAGUCAAAAAGGAUCAGAUUCUGGAGGAACCUCUGACAGCAAGGACCACAACAGAAGAGAAGAAUUAAACAUGGCUUGACCUGUGACAGUCAUGAUGGAACCAUAGUGAAGGAGGCCCUUCUCUUACUACCUUAGCAGCAUGGGGGCUGCAGAGUCCUGGGCUGUUUUCCCGAUUAUGUGCUGAUGUGAAAAGCCCUGAGUCCCAGGUGGCAUGCCUGCAUCAUGGCUUCUCCCACAGCAGCACCAUCCCCUUGACAAAAAUGGUGGUGGAAGGAGAAGUCAUUGUGUGGACUUUUCCUGCAGCAUCUCAUACUUGUGGUGUCAUGUGGCACUGUCAGGAGUUGUGCAGCAACUCUAAGUCACAAAAGGAGCUAGCUGGGGCAGAAAACUCUAGCUUAGUGCUUAAAAACCUCUGUUAGCUAACAGAGAAGCAGCAACUUCCAAACUGAAGUACAUGGACACUUCAGUGUGUGUGAGUGUGUGUGAGAGAGGAGAGUGAGAGAGAGAUCAAUGGGAUAGUUACUUGCAGCUUAUCUACUGGUUUAAAAACAGUCAUUUCAAGGGCAUAAAACACUCCAGAUGGGUGGAUAUCACAAAAAGGGCCCCAUAACCCUAAAGAACAUGGGAACAUUUAUGGUGUGUGUGUUUUUUUAAUUGGGGAAGGGAGUCCUUGGGGGCCUCAUAAACAGCCCUAUGGCUAGAUAUGGCCCUGGGCUGCACUCCCCCAACCCCAGCUAUAGUAUAUACAUUGGAGAAACCCAGCCUCCCUCCACUAUCACCUAUAUAAACAAUAAAUCUUGCUAGAUCCCAUUAAUUCUUAUUUGGUCCUACAUUGGAAGGCCCAGGAUUGCCCUGAGAGUGUUCUUAUGUCUACUCUAUACAUACCUGUGAUUGUGUAUGAAAAUACAUUCACAGGAGCACCCAUUUGCAUUCGUGCAUGCACAAAUGUGAAGUGCGUGUUUGUGUGUGUUGUGUGUGUAUCUGAGAUAAUGGGGGGUACUGACUGUUAUAAGCUGGUGCAUUAUCUCUGUGAGCAUGUGGAUAUGUGAGAAUGCAAAGAAAGUUGAUGGUGUUCAUUGUGACUGUGCCAGUACUCAUCUGGAGGGGUGGGGAUGCGUGCAUUUACAUAAAAUCAGGUGGAAUUGCUCAAGUCUCCCUGUUCACCAGUGUGUCUGUCCCAGUGUGUCCACUGUGUGUACACCCCAUUUGUUUUCACUUUGCUUCCAGAGCAGGACAUCCAUCCAGGACUCAAAGACUGGCAUAGAGGAAUUGAUUUCAGCCUCUGGGGGUAUUCCCAUCCCCUUCCCAAACUGGUCAAGAGCAUUGCCAGAGGGGCCCUGCAUCGUUCCCACAUGCAUGGAUUUCCCUUUGUCAGCUUGUCUAUCACUAGCUUGUAGAGGGGUGAGGGAGCCAACUGCCCCAUGCACUAACCUACUUGACUGUGUGAACCAUCCUGCCUUGCUUGUGCCAUCUGCUUUCUAUAGCCGUUGUGUCUUCCUGGCAAGUCCUCAUCCCACCUGCACCUGAGAAGAGCAUCUUUCACCAUGAUGGGGCAGAGUGUGCUAAAGAGGAUGCCCCACUAGAAAGAUUCAGUGCUGACAAAGUGUCCUCUGGGCUCUUCUGUCUCCCACCAACAGGGCUGAGUAGCCAGGUGAUGGACUUGAAGCCGAGGCUACAGAGUACGGCACUUCUGAGGUGGUGCCCCAGCACUCUUCAGUCUGUGAGUUAACCUGGGGAGCCGAGCAGGUUAAAUGUACUUUUUCCCUGCCUGUGUGGGGUGCAGGAUGCAGGCAAAGGGGGCAAUGAAGAUUUGAGGGGCUCCAUCCACUCUAUGGUGACCAUUCUGCUCUAACUAGUCUUUGAAGAAAUAAUUAAAUAAAAAACUUUGUACAUUG